Doryrhamphus excisus (bluestripe pipefish) is the source of this 1503-nucleotide messenger RNA. The record is from RefSeq and is a predicted model, not a curated record. NCBI's taxonomy places the organism in Eukaryota, Metazoa, Chordata, Actinopteri, Syngnathiformes, Syngnathidae.
AAAAAAAGCGGCAAACCAACCUUUCAUUGGAGUUCAACAAAGAGAAGAUCACAUCGAAACGAUGCCCGCUAAUAAACUCCGUCAGAGAGCUGACGGGUAUCGAUAAAAGUGCAGUUUUCAGACACUGCAGCUCUUCAAUCGGGUCUUCAACGCCGGAGAUUUCCUCCAGCAAACUCUCGAUGGAGGCAGCCAUCAUUGGCACUGUUUACAUGAGAACCUACAUUAGCUAGCAGCCAAUAGUAUAGCUUAGCUUCCUACAAACCGGAGCUAUUCUUCUUCAUUACCAUUUGACGGUUGCAUGACAGACACCCCAGUUUCAAAGAAGAAAGUGGAGACACUGUCUGUCAACUUGUAUUCUUCGAGGUUCUAAGUUGCUGCUGCGCCUUGAGAAAGAAGAACAUUAUUCAAGACAUGCAGUGCUUUCUGUUCAAGCUAACUACGCACCAGUGGUGCUUCCUUCUCUUCAAUGUGCUGCUUUUUCAUGCGCUGCUAUUUGGCGCCGACUUUGUGGAAGAGUAUCUUCUUCAGUCUACACCUGGACUCUACAUCGAAGGCCAGGUUCUGGAUGUAAGGGAGAAAGCGAGGAAGUUGGAUCUUGGCAACAUCAGGGAGAAUGUAUCCCAAGCCUACCCAAUCUCCAACUGUGAUGCCUGCACAGCAUCUGACAUCUUCCUGCUUGCUGUGAUCUUCAGCUCACCUCUUAAUACUUCCCAAAGAGAUGCGAUCAGGAGGACGUGGGCCAAUCAAACACGAGUGCAAGGUGUUUCAUUGCGGGUUCUUUUCUUCAUAAGCUCAGCUGACACUUCUUUGCGUGAUACUCUUAUAGUAGAGUCUAACAUCCACAAGGACAUGAUCCAAGUCCAGGCAGUGACUGACUCACCCAUGCAUGACCCAAUAGAAAGAACCGUGCUGGCGCUCGGAAGGUCAUCACCACAGAAGGUGAUGACCCACUUCUGUCCCAGGGCACGCUUUGUUCUCCUGACGCACGACAAUGUGUUUGUGAACCUCCCUGCCAUUGGGGGUUACCUGCUAGGUUUACACAGGCACCCUGAAGACCUCUAUCUGGGACGUGUGAUCCAGGGUGAGUUCCCCAACAGGAACCCGUCCAGCCCUGGCUACAUUCCUCCAGGGCUCUACCCCGGCAAGUACUUGCCUAACUACUGCGAUGGGACAUCCUACGUUCUGUCCCAAGACGUGGUCUGAAAAGUGUACGUCGCAUCUGCAUCGGUCCAUGUCUUUCUCGGUUUUUGUGCUCAGAAAGCUGGCGUAGUGCCGACCCACAGCGCUUGCUUCUCAGGAUAGAAACACAUCCACUAUAAUGUUUGCUGUUAUCGUUACAUGUUCAGCUCAGCAGAGAUGACGAAGCAGGAGCUAGAGAGGGUGUGGUCGGACCUGGGGCGGAAGGCUGAUGGGAAGUGCUCCAUUUUCCAGACCUACUAUGGCCUUGUGACCUGCAAGGCACUCACAUACCUGGAUACGUUAUCUCAUAUCCUCAACUCCUAA